Messenger RNA from Rhinichthys klamathensis goyatoka, 493 nucleotides. It is a transcript of the gene lyrm9, whose product is annotated as LYR motif containing 9. The transcript has 3 exons. The record is from RefSeq and is a predicted model, not a curated record. Lineage: Eukaryota; Metazoa; Chordata; Actinopteri; Cypriniformes; Leuciscidae. Bases 199 to 420 code for a protein of 73 amino acids.
CGAUGAGGAAGUGGUUCCUCUGUUAUGUGUAUCUUUCACCUUUACAUUUCAAACUAUGUGCAUGUGACGAGUGUUAUACGUCUUAUUAUAUAGUUACAACUCGAAAUAGGCCAGAUAUACUCAAUGUUAUUGUAGUGGUAGACUUCGCAAUCAAACUUUGAAAAAAGUGAAAGUGCCAGCAGAACACAGACCCUCCUCAUGCCUGAUCUGAUCCGCACGCCGGUGCAGCUUUACCGCUUUCUGCUGCGCUGCUGCAAACUCCUGCCAUCAGCAGCCAUGCAAAAACACUACCAACACGCCAUCAGACAGAGCUACAACAGUCAUGCGGAUGAGGAUGAUCCAGAAAGGAUUCAGAUGAUCAUUCAAAGAGCUAUAUCCGACGCUGACUGGAUUUUAACUAAAUACACUAAAAAGAAGUGAUCACCAUGGAAAGUAUACAGCAUGAAGCUGACAAAGGUCAUUUAGCCUACAGACUUGCUGCUAAACAUACAAC